AUUCUUAAGAAGAUAUACAAUCUUAUUGACAAUGAAAUCACAGAGUUGAGAUGAUAUAUUGAUGAUAAAGGUAAGAAAGAUGUGUAUUUGAAUGAUAUUUGAUUGAAAAAGACAUGUAUUGAAUGAUAUUGAAUGAUUCUAGAGAAAUGCAGAUAUUUUGAUUUUUUGGUGGUGUUUUGCUACUAAUUUUCAGAGGGGGCUGGGAAAAUCCUGUUUUCACAAGUAAUAUGUCUGCCACAAUACCCCAAAACGCCAGCCGCCGCCACUUUCACUAUCAGCACAUCAACACAUCGCCAAAAACUUCCCCCGCAAUCCGCAAAACCCCUUCUCAGGGCCUAAAGAGCGACUUACACUACGAAAACUAUACAAUCAUGGCCACCUCCGUCGCCCAGAAGCGCCUUUUUCACGAAUACAAGCUCCUCUCCACCAGCCCACCAGACGGCAUAACAGCCGGGCCCGUCAGUGAAGAUGACAUGUUUCACUGGGAGGCGCUGAUCCAGGGUCCCGAGGGCACACCUUUUGAGGGCGGCGUGUUCGCUGCUGAACUCAAGUUCCCCAGGGAUUACCCGCUCAGCCCGCCCACGAUGAAGUUUCUGGGUGGUGGGGUUUGGCAUCCGAAUGUAUACCCCAACGGCACCGUGUGCAUCUCCAUCCUGCAUCCGCCAGGGGACGACCCGAACCACUACGAGCAUGCGUCGGAGCGCUGGAGCCCCAUCCAAUCAGUCGAGAAGAUUCUUAUUUCCGUCAUGAGUAUGCUUGCGGAGCCAAAUGAUGAGAGCCCGGCAAAUGUCGAGGCGGCCAAGAUGUGGCGGGAUCAGAGGAGCGAGUAUGAGAAGAGGGUGCGUAGUGAGGUUAGGAGGAGUUUAGGGCUUUGAGUUUUGGAUACGAGGGGAGGGAAUUGGAGGAGCAAGGGUUCAUAGAGCGUUGUUUUUCUUUUAUAUAAUGUGAGUUAUCGGCGUUUUUGUGUCUUGUUUUCGAGCGGGGUAGGGGUUAGGUUAGUGGAUACAUGAUUUGCUUUGAUUGAGAGAUUCAUUAGUUUUAGUUCAUUGGGCGUGGAGUUUUUAUGGACUGGUUUUGUUCUUAUACAGCGAUUUUUAUACGAUCACCGUUGCCUUCUUCCUUGUAUCUCUCGCCAGCGCUCCCCUGAAACGGCUUAGAACACCCUCUUGAUCAAUGUCUGCAACUUCCUGUCCAGCCAUCUCUCAAUACCCCACUCCCGUUCAUACAAUAUCUCAAUCUCCGCUUUCACAUUUGACAUGAGCAUAUGCUGCAGUUCCCCUCUCCAGGCCGGCUCUGGCCCAUCCUCUGCGAAAACAGGGCUUCGGGACAACAUGUCCUGAGCCUUCUUCCGGUCACGCGAAGUCAGGGGAAUUAGAACGUCAUCAUCCUGCUGAUAUACUUCAAUUCUAGAAGCAACUUCGGAGGAUUGAAGGCCAAGCCACUGCAUUUUAUUAACGGUAAGGUUGGGAUUGUCAUGUGCCUGCGCCCUCGAGCCGUAUUUAUAAGUAGACAUGAUAGCAAUGCCGUCUGGGUCGCUGUCAACUAGCAUGAAAAUAGGAGGUUGGUUGGAGCGCAAUGCUCCUGAUACUGAUCCUGGGGUUCUGGAUAAUAAGUGGAGGAAUGCACGGGUGCAGAUGUCUGGGUACCCCUUCGCCUGAACAUUAUUGCGAUUUUAGAAUACUCACGAUUGAUUGGAAUAUGAAGGGGAAAUUAUAAAGGGGAUUGUCCUUACCGUGAUAAGGAUCCCUGGGCCGGCAGCAGAAGUUUUGUGGUAGUUAGCAGUUGCCAACCUGUGGAAUGUCGCCUUUCAUGUUUGAUUUGUCAGUGUCGAGACCCGGCUGUAAACUUGUUGUUACAUUUGUAUGUACAUUGUUAUCUUACCUCUUUCUCGAUAACCAGAAUCCAUCGAACAGCUGAGAUGUCGAAGUUCCUGACCGUUUCAGCCCGAGGAACGAGCAUGCCCUAUAUAUAUAUACGUCAAUAACCCGUGCAAACGAGCCUCCUGGACUAGCAAAGGCAACCUCAGAAUGAACGCCCGGGUCUACCACGGAGUCAUCGUUAAGUGUGAUGUUGAAGCUUCCCACAAGAAGUCCUUUGGCUGCUGCUGCCUUGUAUAAUUCACAAGUUAGCAAGAACAAGAUCCCAUCAUCGGAGGCAAUGGGAUAUUCCGGUUCAUAAUACCACGUGCAACGCUGUCCUAUCGACACCAAUCGU
Blastomyces dermatitidis ER-3 is the source of this 2214-nucleotide messenger RNA. RefSeq names its product ubiquitin-conjugating enzyme E2 G2. Bases 228 to 875 code for a protein of 215 amino acids. The transcript has 2 exons. Lineage: Eukaryota; Fungi; Ascomycota; Eurotiomycetes; Onygenales; Ajellomycetaceae. Gene Ontology annotation, cellular component: cytosol; endoplasmic reticulum. The record is from RefSeq and is a predicted model, not a curated record.